This is a messenger RNA of Trichechus manatus latirostris (Florida manatee), 555 nucleotides long. RefSeq names its product NKG2-A/NKG2-B type II integral membrane protein-like. NCBI's taxonomy places the organism in Eukaryota, Metazoa, Chordata, Mammalia, Sirenia, Trichechidae. Gene Ontology annotation, cellular component: plasma membrane; external side of plasma membrane. The coding region runs from base 4 to 555 and encodes 183 amino acids. Gene Ontology annotation, molecular function: transmembrane signaling receptor activity. The transcript is spliced from 4 exons. The record is from RefSeq and is a predicted model, not a curated record. Gene Ontology annotation, biological process: positive regulation of natural killer cell mediated cytotoxicity; stimulatory C-type lectin receptor signaling pathway.
GAGAUGAGUAAUCAAAGAGUAAUCUACUCACAAGUCAAACUGGCCGAAUACCCAAAGAGGCAGCAAACCAAACCUAGGAGCAAAAAUAGCUGCUCCAUUUCAGACAGUGAGCAGCAAAUAACCUCUGUGGGACGGAAGCUUCAUAAUGCAGCUCAGGAUCUUCAAGGAAAUGACAAGAAAUCCCACUGCAAAGAUUUUCCAGCACCUCCUGGGAGGCUCAUUGCUGGGGUCCUGAGACUCCUCUGCCUUGCCUUGAUGGUCGGUGUAAUAACCAUGACAAUCACAGUUAUUACUCCUUAUAGUGUAAAAUCGGAACAGAACAAUUCUUCUCCAAUAAAAAGAACUGAGAAAGGGGAUCACUGUGGUCGUUGUCCAAAGGCCUGGUUUAUGUAUUCCAACAACUGUUAUUACAUUAGUACUGAGAAAAAAUCAUGGAAAGAGAGUCGGUUGGAAUGUGCUUCUAAGAAAUCUAAUCUGCUUUACAUAGAUAAUGAAGAAGAAAAGGUAAGAUUUUUAAAUGUUUCGAACAUUUUAUGGAAAGUUUAUUUCAGUUAA